AUGACGGGUCGUAAACGGCAAGCCCUUCUCGCUGCCUUGCCUGCCGCGGUCGUCGCCCAUGGUGGUCGCCAGCACCAUGCUCGUCAAAAUCCCUCAGGCUCGACAACCAGUUACACUUUCAGUCUCGCGGCCACCAACCCCACAGCGGUUCCCCUAUCAGCUAUCAACUCCCUUCAGCCUAGUUCAGCCACGAAAGCUCUUCACUCCACAGCAGUUGCAGGUUCAGUUCCCACCUUCAUUUCAGGGGCUCCACCUCUGCCAGCUAUAACCGCGCUUAGAGCUGCUGACUAUCCAGACCCCGACAAGCCAGCUCCUACGGACUCCCCUGAGGUGAAGAGGUGGAUUCAGGAGGUCAAGGACACCGGUGUUGUUAUCCCUGACUUGUCUCUCAAUGUUGCUGCUCCUGCAACGGGCCCGAUAUGCACUGCUCCGGAGAACGCUGCCGCGGCUGCCAACAGCACUGCGCGCUGCUGGUGGACGUGUGGUGGAUGCACACGAGCUAGCGACAUUGCUGACUGCCCCACCAAGCUCGACUGGGGUUUGACUUUCGAUGAUGGACCUGCUCCAUAUACGCCCAACUUGAUGGAAUACUUGGACGAGAAGCAGAUCAAGGCCACUUUCUUCGUCGUCGGCUCUCGCGUUUUCUACAACUGGCAGACCCUCCAGAGUCAGUACAUGGGACAACACCAAAUCGCUAUUCACACGUGGAGUCACUAUGCUUUGACGACUCUCACAAACGAACAAAUCAUUGCGGAGCUUGGGUGGUCGAAGAAAAUCAUCAAGGAUGUUCUCGGCGUUACUCCUAAUAUGAUGCGUCCCCCAUACGGAGACAUUGAUGAUCGUGUCCGUGCGAUUUCGUUGGCUAUGGGUCUCACUCCUGUGAUGUGGACUCGUUUGGGGCCCAACUCGGCUUUCAACACCAACGAUUUUGAUAUCCACUCGGGCACUGUGACCGUGGAUCAAGCCUUGAGCGGCUGGAAGUCUGUCCUCGACAAAGCCAACACUAUUGAUACCGGUUUCAUCGCUCUUGAGCAUGAUAUCUGGCAGCAAACCGUUGAAGUUGCUACUGGUUACAUUCUGCCUGAUGCCCUUGCCCAUCAACCCGCCUUCAAGAUUCAACCUGUUGUCAACUGCUUGGCAAGAACCAUGUCAGAUGCGUACGUUGAGACAAAUAACAACGCUACCAAUCCUCCUGUCUUCAAACAAGCCGUUGAUGCUGGUGUUGUUAAAGUCAGUGGCAAACCUAAGGAUACUUCUCCUGCUGUCUCCGCACAGUCUGCUGCAGGCGGUAUCCUUUCACUUGCCGGUCUUAUGCUUGGUGGUCUCUUGGCCAUGCCCUAG
This is a messenger RNA of Psilocybe cubensis, 1341 nucleotides long. RefSeq lists its product as uncharacterized. Lineage: Eukaryota; Fungi; Basidiomycota; Agaricomycetes; Agaricales; Agrocybaceae. Gene Ontology annotation, molecular function: chitin deacetylase activity. The transcript has 7 exons. Gene Ontology annotation, biological process: carbohydrate metabolic process. Gene Ontology annotation, cellular component: membrane. The record is from RefSeq and is a predicted model, not a curated record. The coding region runs from base 1 to 1341 and encodes 446 amino acids.